AGCGAGUUACGGAAACAUUUUCAGCUAGAUGUUCCUAAGCAACUAGUUGGACUUGAUGGUCAUCUGAAGGAAAUUAUGAAUUGGAUAGACAGUCCUUCCGUCAAUGCUCGAAUGCUUGGAAUUUAUGGCAUGGGCGGGAUAGGCAAGACCACUCUUGCCAAGUGCAUUUACAAUAAACUUUUGAAAAAAUUUGUGCAUGCCAGCUUCCUUCCAGAUAUUCGAGAAACUACUCGUCGCCACGGUAUUGAGUAUCUACAGAGCCAACUAAUAUCUGAUAUAUUACAGAGCCAAAAUAAAGUAUCUAAAUUUGAUGAUGGAAUUAACAUAAUCAAAUCUAGAUUCAAAGGAAAAAAGGUUCUCAUUAUUUUGGAUGAUAUAGAUCAGAAGGAUCAACUAAAUGCUUUGGCCAGAGAACGUAACUGGUUUACUUCGGGAAGUAUUAUCAUUGUCACAACUAGAAAUAAAGCUGUUUUUGAUCAAUCUGAAUUCGAGGUAGACAACAAGUAUGAAUUGAAUGAAAUAGAGGAGAAUCAUUCUUUGCUUUUAUUUAGCAGUCAUGCAUUUCGCAUGGACAAUCCUCCAAGGGAGUUUGAGGAUAUCUCUCAUAAUAUCAUAUCCACCAUGGGUGGCCUUCCUUUGGCUCUUGAGGUUAUAGGUUCAUACUUGUAUGGUAAAACAGAUCCAAAAGUAUGGGAGGAUAUGUGGAGGAAAUUAAAAAAAGAGCAGCAUAGAGAUGUUAAAAAGAUAUUGAAAAUAAGUUAUGACGCAUUAGAAAAUGCACAUAAGGAGAUUUUUCUCGAUAUUGCUUGUUUCUUUAUUGGCAAAGAGAGCAAAUUCGCCAUUUACAUGUGGGAGGACUGUGGGUUUUAUGCAAGUCUAGGAAUUGAAGAGUUGAAGCUGAGGUGCUUAAUAAAAAUUGACAAUUAUGGUGAGUUAAGGAUGCAUGAUCAACUGAGAGAUCUUGGAAGGAACAUUGUUCAAGAAGAAGGACCGCCUGAGAGACGUAGUAGGUUAUGGCUCUAUGAGGAAGCCUUCGAAGUACUAAUGGGAGAAAAUGCGGCAAAGCAGCUAAAAAUUCUCGACCUUACAUCUUGCGGUUGUUUAAGAUGUACUCCUGAUCUAUCCGCUUUCACAAAAUUGGAGAUUCUCAUCUUGAGUGACUGUCACAUGUUGGAGCAAGUCCACCCUUCUAUUGGCAAACUCAAGAACCUUGUUUCCUUGGACUUGGGUGGGUGUUCCAGCCUCAAGGAGCUACCUGGAGAAGUAGGCGAAUUAGAAGAACUAAAAGAACUUAAUUUACGCGAUAGUGGUAUUACAAAGAUACCUACGUCAAUCGAUUCUUUGAAGAAGCUGGAGAAACUGAUUGUUUGUUGGUCAUUGAGAGAAAUCCCCAGCUCGAUUGGGAAUCUUUCUUCUCUCCAACACCUUAACCUAGAGAACUGUUCAGUAUUGAUAGAACUCCCUAGCUCAAUUGGGAAUCUAUCUUCUCUCCAACACCUUAACCUAGCGUAUUGUCAUUCAUUGAUAAAACUCCCUAGCUCGAUUGGGAAUCUAUCUUCUCUCCAACACCUUAACCUAGAGGAUUGUGACUCAUUGAGACAACUCCCUCGCUUGAUUGGGAAUCUUUCUUCUCUCCAACACCUUAACCUAACGGAUUGUGUGUCAUUGAUAGAACUCCCUAGCUCGAUUGGGAUUCUUUCUUCUCUCCAACACCUUAACCUAGUGGGUUGUGAGUCGUUGAGACAACUCCCCAGCUCGAUUUGGAAUCUUUCUUCUCUCCAACACCUUUUCCUAUGGGGUUGUAAGUCAUUGAGAGAACUCCCUAGCGUGAUUGGGAAUCUUUCUUCUCUCCCACGCCUUGAUCUAGAGGGUUUAUCAUUGGGAGAACUUCCUAGCUCGAUUGGGAAUCUUUCUUCUCUCACAUACCUUAACCUAAGGAAUUGUCGAUCCUUGGGAAAAAUCCCUAGUUCGAUUGGGAAUCUUUCUUCUCUCCAACACCUUAUCCUAGAGGGCUGUGAGUCAUUGAGAGAACUCCCUAGCUCGAUUGGGAAUCUUUCUUCUCUCCAAUACCUUGACCUAAAGGAUUGUUGGUCAUUGAGAGAAAUCCCUAGCUCAAUGGGGAAUCUUUUUUCUCUCCAACACUUAGAACUAUGGCGUUGUCGCUCAUUGAGAGACAUUCCUAACUCGAUUGGGAAUUUACAAAAUUUGCAAUGUCUAGACAUUAGUUAUUCCACGAUUGAACAUUUGCUCAGUGGUAUUGGCAGGUUGAAAAAUCUGCGGAGGCUAAUUCUCAAAUUUUGUCGUAAUCUGAGAAGGAAAAUUCCAAGUGAAAUCGGUGACUUGUCUUCGCUCGAGAUUCUCGAAAUCACUCACGCUCCGAUAUAUAACCUACCAGAAAGCAUCCAGAAUCUUUCUUCUCUCCAACAACUUAACCUAUGGGGCUGUAGCAAGCUCCGGUCAUUGCCAGCGCCUCCUUCUAGCUCAACACAUUUGACAGUCUCUUGCCACAGUUCCAGGUUGCCACAACUUUCCCACCUAAUCCACCUUGAAGAACUUCGUCUUAAGGAAUGCGAUCUACUUGAAAACAUCCUAGAGCUUCCCUCAAGACCCUUAAGACUUUAUGUUGACUCAUGUCAUAAGCUGAUGCCUAAGCUUGACGGAUUCAAGUACUUGGAAGUGUUGUCAAUAGUCAGAUGCACUUCCAUUGAAAGAUUGGACAUUUCACAAUUAAAUCGUCUGAAACGAUUACACAUUGAGUGUUGUGAUAAUCUAGUUGAAAUUCAGGGCCAUGAUAAUUUGGAGUGCUUGGAGACGAUAGUUAUACGUUACUGUAGGUCAAUUCAAAGCCUGAUCCUUCAAGAAUUACAAUGUUUGAAGCUAUUAAAGGCUAACUUUUGUGGCAAUCUAGUCGAAAUUCAAGGUCUUAAUAGGGCGGAGUUCUUAGAGGUGUUGGAUAUCUCUAAUUGUGGGUCCAUUGAAAGAUUACCUCACCUAUCAUCUUUCGCAACCCUGAAAACAUUGAAAACCGAUGGGUGUUACAAUUUACGUGAUGUUGACAACUCCACUGAAGCAUGUACAUAAGGGGUACAAAUCCCUUGAAAAACUACCAAACCUGUCGAAAUUUGAAAAUUUAGAAUAUUUCAUGAUGAGGUAUCUUCUUUGUGGUACGGAGAUCCUGGGAAUGAGAAAUCAAAAUCUCUAAAACACAGAUAUUGCAGGAUGCGAAUUAGUGCAGACUUUGCUAGAUUUAUCAGGGUGUGAGAAGUUGAAAUAUCUAGCGGUACAAGACUACAAGAAACUUAGUCAGCUACCGGGACUUGAAAAGUUGGAUUCUAACUUUUUUGGAUAUUUGGGGGGACGACUCAUUGGAAACGAUACCGGACUUACCAGAACAAAGGUCAUUAGAAAUUGUGGA
Messenger RNA from Syzygium oleosum, 3415 nucleotides. Its product is annotated as disease resistance protein RUN1-like. NCBI's taxonomy places the organism in Eukaryota, Viridiplantae, Streptophyta, Magnoliopsida, Myrtales, Myrtaceae. The record is from RefSeq and is a predicted model, not a curated record. Bases 76 to 3081 code for a protein of 1001 amino acids. Gene Ontology annotation, molecular function: protein binding; ADP binding. Gene Ontology annotation, biological process: defense response to fungus. The transcript is spliced from 2 exons.